Trichomycterus rosablanca is the source of this 3563-nucleotide messenger RNA. RefSeq names its product zgc:153031. Gene Ontology annotation, biological process: glycine biosynthetic process; dihydrofolate metabolic process; folic acid metabolic process. Gene Ontology annotation, cellular component: mitochondrion. Gene Ontology annotation, molecular function: dihydrofolate reductase activity; NADP binding. Bases 1457 to 1951 code for a protein of 164 amino acids. The transcript is spliced from 5 exons. NCBI's taxonomy places the organism in Eukaryota, Metazoa, Chordata, Actinopteri, Siluriformes, Trichomycteridae. The record is from RefSeq and is a predicted model, not a curated record.
UCUGGCUUAUCGCAGCUGCAUGCAGGAAUAUGGGCAUUGGGAAAAACGGUCGACUUCCCUGGAAUCUUCCGUAAGAAAUGAUUUUCAUUUUAUGUCAUUUAAUAAACGAAGUAAUUCAUGUUUUAGUCAGUGUAACGUGGGAUAAAAUACACCGCUGGUUAUGUAACGUUUAUUGGAAACUGGUUGAGAUUGCAUUCGAACAUACUCACUGUCUUUAUUAUGUUGUUCACAGUAUUUCCUGAAAGAAGAAAAAUCGUGUGGGCUCCACCUCAGGCAUUUCAUUUGACUGGCAAAGUUAUUUUGUUCAUAAGUUCCUCAAAUGCUUUUAUUAAGUCAACUUAAGAAAAGGGAAUUCUGACAUGAGUAGUUUAUCUAUUUUUCUUUUUUAAAUCCAUCAUACACUGUUUCCAGAAUUCAGACAUACAGGCAUUUGGACAAUUGUAUGCCUCCAAAUUUGUGGGAACACUUUGGUAAAAAGCCCCUAUUCUGUUCCAACAUGACUGUGCCCCAGUGCACAAAGCUUGGUCCAUACAGGCAUGGUUGGGUGAAUAUGGUGUGUAAGAACUUGACUGACCAGCAGAACCCUGACCUCAACACCAGUAAAUACCUUUGGGAUUAGCUAUAACAGAGAAUGCAAGCCAGGUUCUUAAGAUAAGACUUUAUUGAUCCCCUUAGAGAAAUUAACGUCAUUAUUUGUCCAUCAUUAGUGUCUGAUCUCACAAAUACUCUUCUGGAUGAAUGAGCAAAUAUUCACACAGACACACUCUAAAAUCUUGUAGAAAGCCUUCGCAGAGGAGUGAAAGCCGUAGCUGAAAAUGAAGGACCAAUUCCUUAUUAAUGCCUUUGGAUUACAAAAAAAGAUGUCCUUAAAAAAAGCCCCUGGAUGUGUAAUGUGGAAUUUUCACAACUUGUAAUGCAAUGAUAAAUCACUGUUCCCAUUAGUUAUGGCAGGAACCCAUCCCCCAGCAGGCUCCCCAACACUUUAAAAUAGGUCUUAAAAGCAGCAUAAAAAAACACGAGUAAAGGUACCAUAAAGUGUAUAUGAAUAAAGAUGUACAUGUAAUGUUAGUAAUAUAUAGAAAACUGUAUUACCACAAUGCAUUUAUCUCUAUUAUCAACAGAACAGAGUUCCAGUUUAUGUUGAAAACCGUUACGACUGUGUGUAAGCCAGUACCUGCUUACAGAUAGUUAAUACUCGGCACAAGAGAAAAAUACUCCAUGGCACACCGUGUUCUGUACACUCACGUAAGCCUAUUAUGGGCAGCAAAUUAACCCUCUGCAUAUUCUGGUGAGCUGGAAGAAAUACCCGGAAUAAACUUUUGUUGACACAGGGAGCUUGCAAAAUGUGACCAGACAGGGACCAGAAGUAAAUCUGGAACCCAGGACCUCAGAAACCAUCCUACUGUGCUGCACCCAUCUUACCAUUCUUCUGCUAUUCAGCCAUAAAUAUUUGUAAAUGUUUAAACAGUUAUACACAUAUUAUGUAUAUAUUCUAAUUAACUGCAUGUGCUUCUUUAUCUUAGGAAAAAAUAAUUUGAUCAUAUGGGGCAGAUAUAGCUGGUUCUCAUGCCCAGAAAGUGUUUUCCCUCUGGCCAACAGCCUCAACGUGGUCCUGAGCAAAAAGCUGCAGUCUGUCCCAAAGCAUGCUCACUUUAUUUCUGAGGACUUUGAUAAAGCAAUCAGCUUGGCCUCCAAACCUCCCCUCAGUGACUCUAUAGAGGCCAUCUGGAUCUUAGGUGGAACUCAAGUUUAUAAGGAAGCUCUGGAGCACCCAUGGUGUGAUCUCAUCUACCUCACCGACAUCAUGGCAGACUUUGACUGUGAUAAUUUCUUUCCUAAUUUUGACCAGAAAAUAUACAGGAAACAAAACAGGUUUCCUGGUGUGCCAAGUGAGAUUCAAGAAGAAAAUGGCAUAACAUUUAAAUUUCAAGUCUUCAAGAAGGAAACUUGACCAAAAAGCUGAACAAAAAGCAACAAAUAGGACUCUGCAGAAAGUGUGUUUUAUAGUACACAGUUUAGGAGAUGAAAUAUUUAAGAAGAUUAUAGAAUAAUGAGUUGUCAAGUUAGAUUAUAUUGACUACAAUAACUAUAUACAGUGGAUUCAGACCCUUUAACUUGUGCACACAUCACUGAUAGACACAUCUACUUUAAAUAAGGGAUAGUAACAUCAGUCAUAAUAUGUACUCAAAUUAAAUACACCCACUCAGACAUCUUUACACAGUGCUAAGGGCAUGGUGCAAAAAAGCAAGACAAAGUGCAAAAGACAACAAACAAUUAACGCUAACUCCGAUAGCGCCACUUAGAGAAUCAUGGUAGAAUCAGAGGAAUUGGCAGAAUUGUUCAGAAAGUCCACUAAUCUUGCAUGCUGUGGACUUUGUCUGGUGCACACAAGGAUACUCCCGAGACCUGCCCCAGAGCCACUCCAGUAUUGUUUUGGGUGUUGAAAGUUGAACAGGAGGUUUACACAAGGAUGUUUGUGUAUUUAGCUGCUUUUAUCUUUCCCUCAGUUUUACCAGUCUCCUUGUUACUGCUGCUGAGAAGCACUCUGUAUGAUGAUGUUUUACUGUAGACAUGGUAUUAACCAGGUGAUGAACUGUGCCUGAUUUUUCCAGAUAUGGUGUCUACUGCUCUGCAUGCAUCCAGCAUUUUCUACUGAAAACACUCUGUGUGUGAAGCCAUGUUGUUGAAUUGUGUUGGGGGUCACACUAACAAUGGUUUUCUGCCAUUCCAGAUUCCAUUAAUCUUUUCGCAAUAUUAUUUAUGGUAGAUGGUGAAAGACCUAAAUUAUUUUUAUUCUUGCAUUGACAAAUGUUAAACUAAUUUGUUGGGUCCUUUUUUUACUGUUUAUUUUGACAAACUACAAUCAAGUUAGUUAUCCAAAAAAAAAUUUAAUCUCUUUGUACUUUUGUCAGUUAAAUAAAAGUUCGAGAGAAUACACAUCAGUUUAUUUUGUUGCAUUUUUUUAAAAUGUCCCUCUUUUUCAGAAUAGAGUGAACUGGCACCCAUGGUUUUUAAAUUGCCCAACACCUGCAAGCAACUGCACUCACUACUCAUUUAUUUAAGUUUUUUUUUUUUUUCUUUUUCUUCGUCACCCUUAAGUACUUUAAAUGUCUAUGUCAAGUACUUUAUCUCAGACAAUCAAGCAUGUUAAUUAAGUGUACAAGGAUCUCUCCACUACUGUAGAUGGAAAUCUUGGCUGGGUAAGCAAUUGCAGUACAUCCACUUGGAGAGAUUAAUAAGUAGUGCAAAAAAAAAAAAAAAAAAAAAACACCAACCAAAAAUAUUGUUUUGGCUGUGCACUGGAUACUGUACCUCAAUCCAAUAAUACACUAUACAGAACAGGAGUGGUUAGUAAAGUACUAACCAGUUAUCGAUCAAAGUGCUUAUUGGUCCAUAAUCUGAUAACAGUGACAGUGUAAUAAUAUUUAAUCUAGCAUUUUAUUACUGUAAAUACAUUUCCCUGCUAUAUUGUGCAGAAUGUUCUGAAAGAAAAGAAAAAAACCCUGUAACAUCAACUAUUCAUUGCAGUGCCUGGAAUAAAAUACAGCCCCAAUGCUUUUUCA